AUGAACUCAGCCAUGUUAUCACUGCCAAGACCUGGUUUCAACAAAAUCCCUGCUGCUCCAGUUUCCCUCUCUUCCUCCCAACUCCACCAUGUUCAUUCUCUUGUGCUGCCCCCAAUUCGAAGCAGCAGCGAUGCCGGCAACGGUGAAACCAUCAACACCGACGGAGGCACAUCUGCACCGAUUCCGCCGCCCAUCACACCGCCGGACGCGGUGGAAAUCCGGUUCAAAAGGGGUUCGAAGAAAAGAAGGAAGCAACUACGGGAUGAUGAUGAUGGGCAGUUCAAAAUGAAGACUGCCGCUCCAAAGAAGGAAUGGGAAUCCAUGACACUUACAGAGAAGGCAGUGGAGGUGUACAUGGGAGAGAAAGGUCUUCUGUUCUGGCUCAACAAAUUUGCUUACGCUUCCAUCUUCAUCAUUAUUGGCGGCUGGAUUGUGUUUCGCUUUGUUGGCCCUGCGCUCAAUCUUUACCAGCUGGAUGCUCCUCCCUUAGAACCCACCUCAGUUUUCAAAGGUUCAUGA
Oldenlandia corymbosa var. corymbosa is the source of this 519-nucleotide messenger RNA. The record is from the annotation of a GenBank genome assembly. Lineage: Eukaryota; Viridiplantae; Streptophyta; Magnoliopsida; Gentianales; Rubiaceae.